This is a messenger RNA of Vanessa atalanta (red admiral), 1368 nucleotides long. It is a transcript of the gene Psf2, whose product is annotated as probable DNA replication complex GINS protein PSF2. The transcript has 3 exons. Gene Ontology annotation, cellular component: nucleus; GINS complex. Gene Ontology annotation, biological process: DNA replication; double-strand break repair via break-induced replication. Lineage: Eukaryota; Metazoa; Arthropoda; Insecta; Lepidoptera; Nymphalidae. The record is from RefSeq and is a predicted model, not a curated record. Bases 111 to 701 code for a protein of 196 amino acids.
AUACAGAGAUAUACUUUAAACUUUUUAGGACAAUCUUUUUUGGUUUACUAUUUUAUAUUCCAUUAUUAUAAGCAAUAUUGUAUAUUUUUAAUUAUAUUUAAUAAGGUAAUAUGGAUCCAUUUGAAAUCGAAUUUAUAGGCGAAAAUAGAAUAGUUAGUAUAAUACCAAACUUUUCACAUGACAAAAUAUUUUUAAUUUGUGGUGAAUUUGGACCGUUUCGUGCCGGUUUGCCAAUGAAUGUUCCUCUUUGGUUAGCUGUUAUGUUAAAACAGAAGCAAAAAUGUCGAAUGGUACCACCAGAUUGGAUGGAUAUAGAGGUAUUGGAGACUAUAAAAGAAGAAGAAAAGAUAUCUAGGUUUUUCACUAAAAUGCCCCAUGAACAUUAUAUGAUAGAAGCAAAACUUAUCCUAGGGGUAGCUGCAGAGGACAUACCACGGGCCGCUGAAAUAAAAACAAUUAUAAAAGAUAUUUGGGAUAUUCGUAUGUCUAAACUGAGAACUUCUAUGGAUGCUUUGAUGAAAUCUGGUGGUUCAUAUGGUAGACUAGAUCACUUAACGAUGAUGGAAAUAAACUCUGUGAAACCGUUGCUACCUCAAGCGAUGGAUGAAUUACAUAGAAUAAAAAUGAUGACAAGACAAACAUCAUCGUCCACUCUAAAUAGUUCAACAUUCAGUCAGUCAGGAAGCUCACAAAACAAAUGAUAUUUAACAAAUCAAACCUAUUGGGCAUCAAAAAGAGGGACCACUAAAUCUCUUAAAGUCAUGAUAUUUUAAAAGGCAUGAGCAAAAUUUAAACAUUUUGCCCUAUUAUUCAAAAAUGAUAGUCAUACACAUUGUUUUAUUCAAUUAUUAAUGCCUUGUCAUAAGAUGGGAUGAGAUGUAUGAAGGAAUUUUCUGUUCACCAAAGUUCUAAUUUUUGCCAAUGGGAGGCAUUUUAAGACAUUUAGUAUACGUAUGUUAUUGCAGUUCAGUUUUGCAAAAUUUGUUAUUAAGGAGAAUGUGAUGUCAAAAAUUCUUCUCCGCUUAAAUGGAGAUUGAAAAGUAUCUAUAGAUGUUUUAGAAUUUCUUCUUGAACAUAAAUUAUGAUAUUAAUAAUCGCUAGUAUUGAUGAAAUAAUUAAAAAGUAAUAAAAUAAGCCAAACCAACUCGACGUAACUUAUCCAUUCAUUUUACUAAGACUCAAAGAACUGCUAUAGUCAUGUUUUCAUAUAUAGCUAAAUAAAUAAAUUUUAAGUCAAUUUUUGAUAUUUUUAUACUAUGGAGGAAAAUAUGUUGUCUUUGUAUGGCAUAUAUUUUGGAGCCUUUUAUCUUAGUGCAUUUGUUAGUAUAUUUCAACUUGUUUAUUGUAACUGUGAUAAUAAAUUAAUUA